This is a messenger RNA of Corylus avellana, 381 nucleotides long. The record is from RefSeq and is a predicted model, not a curated record. NCBI's taxonomy places the organism in Eukaryota, Viridiplantae, Streptophyta, Magnoliopsida, Fagales, Betulaceae.
UUCGUCAUUGUUGCCAUCUUUGACGAUCAACUCUACAGCAAUGCAUCGAAAUCACACUGUGAUAUCGGAGUUUCGGGUACUAAAUAGAAAAAUCUUUUCCGACUGUCCAGAUCUGAACCCUUUUCUUCAAAUUAGUGUUAGUCCCUUUUCCAACAUUUCUGACGAAGAGUACGUCAAUGUUACCGUUGGUGGAGUUUUGUUUCCUUCAAAGCUUGAUUGGGUCGCCAUGGUUGCACCAGCUUAUUCUGAUGUCUCGAGUUGUUUAUCGAACUUUGCUCUCUAUGUUCAGACUGGUGAUCUUAGCCAACUUCCUUUGCUCUGCCAUUAUCCCGUUAAGGUAAGCCAAUGACUAAAUUCUAUUAUGUUGUGUAUUUACACCAU